Schistocerca serialis cubense is the source of this 7465-nucleotide messenger RNA. Its product is annotated as calcium-dependent secretion activator-like. The record is from RefSeq and is a predicted model, not a curated record. Gene Ontology annotation, biological process: synaptic vesicle exocytosis; dense core granule exocytosis. NCBI's taxonomy places the organism in Eukaryota, Metazoa, Arthropoda, Insecta, Orthoptera, Acrididae. Bases 91 to 4128 code for a protein of 1345 amino acids. The transcript has 32 exons.
GUCGCCCGCGGGUCAGCACCGGUACCAGCAACCGGCAGCCAGCUAUCAGCAGACAGCAGCAGUAGUAGCCAGCAAUCGCACGGGCUCGCCAUGAUCGACCCCAGCUCGUCUGAAGAGGAGAGCGAGGAGGAGCAGCAGGAGGAGCAGGCGGCGCAGCAUGCGGACGCGCCCGCCUCCUCCCACGCUCAUCCCCACACGCACGCCGCCUCACUUGAGGUGCCCGCAGCUCCCACCAGAUCCAUGUCACCGGGCAGCGCCGUAUCAUCGGAGACGCUGAGCGCAGGAACGGCCGCCUCGCUGGCGCGUCCCACCAGCCCCAGCCCGUCCGUCGUCAGCGAGAAGGCAGAGGCCGACCUGCAGGACAAACAGGAAAGAGAGGAAGAAGAAAGGAAAAGAAAAAUUCAGUUAUACGUCUUUAUUUCAAGAUGUAUUGCAUAUCCAUUCAACGCAAAACAACCAACUGAUAUGACUAGAAGGCAGACAAAGAUCACAAAACAACAAUUAGAUGUAAUUCAAGGACGAUUUCAGAGCUUCCUCAAAGGGGAUACACAGAUAAUGGCAGAUGAGGCAUUUCAGAAUGCUGUCCAAAGCUAUUAUGAAGUAUUUCUAAAAUCAGAACGUGUAUUAAAAAUGGUACAGUCUGGAGCUUGUUCUCAGCAUGAUUUUCGAGAAGUCUUCAGGAAUAACAUAGAAAAGAGGGUUAGAUCUUUACCUGAGAUUGAUGGCCUCAGUAAAGAAACAGUCCUGACAUCAUGGAUGGCAAAAUUUGACUGCAUUUUUAAAGUUGGUGAAGAAGAUACUAAAAGGCCAUCAAGGAUGCAGCAACAGUCUCUCAACAGUGAGCUAAUACUCUCAAAGGAACAGCUGUAUGAUAUGUUUCAACAGAUUCUUGGUGUUAAGAAAUUUGAACAUCAGCUUCUAUUUAAUGCUUUGCAGCUUGAUUCAGCAGAUGAGCAAGCAGCUGCAAUAAGAAGAGAGCUUGAUGGACGAAUGCAGAAAGUGGCUGAAAUGGAGAAGAACAGAAAAUUAAUGCCAAAGUUUGUACUGAAGGAAAUGGAAUCUUUGUACAUUGAAGAACUAAAAUCUUCCAUAAAUUUACUUAUGGCUAAUUUGGAAUCCUUACCUGUUUCAAAAGGUUCCAUGGACUCUAAAUAUGGACUUCAAAAACUGAAGCGGUAUAAUCAUAGGUCUCAGGGAUCACUUGCAAAACUGGAGGGUGAUUCUGCAGACAGUGAUACACAACUGACUAAGUUAGAUGUUGUUCUAACUUUUCAACUAGAGGUUGUAGUGAUGGAAGUAAAAGGACUUAAGUCUUUAGCACCUAACCGCAUAGUAUACUGUACAAUGGAAGUUGAGGGAGGAGAGAAACUUCAGACUGACCAAGCAGAAGCCUCAAAACCUAUGUGGGACACUCAAGGUGACUUCAGCACAACACAUCCACUGCCAGCAGUAAAAGUCAAACUCUAUACAGAAAACCCAGGAAUGUUGGCACUAGAAGAUAAAGAACUUGGAAAAGUCAUUUUGCGGCCUACACCUCUUUCUUCCAAGGUUCCAGAAUGGCACAGAAUGACUGUUCCAAAAAAUGUUCAGGAUCAGGAUCUACGAAUAAAAAUAGCUUGCAGGAUGGACAAACCCCUAAAUAUGAAGCACUGUGGGUACCUUUAUGCAAUUGGAAAGUCUGUUUGGAAAAAAUGGAAGAAAAGAUACUUUGUUUUAGUCCAAGUUUCACAAUACACAUUUGCAAUGUGCAGUUACAAAGAAAAAAAAUCAGAGCCAUCAGAAAUGAUGCAGUUGGAUGGAUACACUGUUGAUUAUAUUGAACCUUCAAGUGCUAACUUGAUGGUGGGGAUGGAUUUGGAAGGCGGACGUUUCUUCUUCAAUGCAGUGCGAGAAGGGGACAGCAUACUUUAUGCAAGUGAUGAUGAGAAUGAGUGUCAUUUAUGGGUCAUGGCCAUGUAUAGAGCUACUGGGCAGUCACAUAAGCCUACUCCUCCUAUUACUCCUGCUGGAAAGAACUCUACCAUAUCAAAAAUCCAAGGUGAUGCUGAUCGUGCACGAAAACAUGGAAUGGAAGAAUUUAUAUCUGCUGACCCCUGCAAAUUUGACCAUGCAUCAUUGUUUAAAAUGCUACAAACUCUCACACUUGACUACAGAUUAAGUGAUCCAUAUUGCUCACUGGGAUGGUUCAGUCCUGGUCAGGUGUUUGUAUUGGAUGAAUACUGUGCAAGAUAUGGAGUUCGUGGCUGCUAUCGUCACUUGUGCUACUUAGGUGAUCUUCUUGAUCGUGCGGAAAAAAAUGUAAUGAUAGAUCCAACACUUAUACAUUACAGCUUUGCAUUUUGUGCAAGUCAUGUCCAUGGGAACAGACCUGAUGGUGUUGGAACUGUGACCCACGAAGAAAAGGAGAAAUUCCAGGAGAUUAAAGAAAGACUUAGAAUUUUGCUGGAAAAUCAAAUUACUAACUUCAGGUAUUGUUUCCCAUUUGGAAGACCAGAGGGGGCACUGAAAGCAACACUUUCACUGUUAGAAAGGGUCCUGAUGAAAGAUAUUGUUACUCCAGUACCACCAGAAGAAGUUCGAGGGAUGAUUAAGAAAUGUUUAGAGAAAGCAGCACUUGUUAAUUACACUAGACUUUCUGCAGAAGCAAAAAUAGAAGGAGGUGAAGGGACAGUACAAGAUGAUUUAAGUGGUGAGAUUGUGGUAUCCCCUGGAAAAAAAUUAGAAGAUCUCAUUCAUCUUGCUGAAUUAUGUGUUGACCUCCUCCAACAAAAUGAAGAGCAUUAUGCAGAGGCAUUUGCAUGGUUCAGUGACCUGCUUGUAGAACAUGCAGAAAUAUUUUGGUCACUAUUUGCAGUUGACAUGGAUCAAGUGUUGGCAGAACAGCCUCCAGAUACAUGGGAUUCAUUCCCUUUAUUCCAGAUACUGAAUGAUUAUUUGAGAACUGAUGAUAAUUUAAAGAAUGGAAGGUUUCAUCAACAUCUUCGUGAUACGUUUGCCCCACUGGUUGUAAGAUAUGUUGACCUAAUGGAAUCUUCGAUAGCACAGUCAAUUCACAAGGGAUUUGAGAAGGAAAGAUGGGAAAUUAAAGGGAACGGAUGUGCUACUUCAGAAGAUCUGUUUUGGAAACUAGAUGCCCUUCAGUCUUUUAUAAGAGAUCUCCACUGGCCUGAUACAGAGUUCAGACAACAUUUAGAACAAAGGUUGAAGCUUAUGGCAUGUGAUAUGAUAGAAUCAUGUAUCCAAAGAACAGAAACAGCUUUUCAACAGUGGCUCAAGAAAGGUGUCACAUUUACAUCAACUGAUUACAUAAUUCCUUCAGAAAUGUGUGCCAUGGUGAAUGUAGUCCUUGAUGCAAAGAAUCAAUCUUUUAAACUUUGUGCUGUUGAUGGAGUGGAUGUGCACCAGUAUCACACAAAAAUAGAUGAUCUUAUAGAAAAAACAUCAGCAAACAUGACACAAGGAAUGAUUAACAAACUACUAUCUGUUUUGGAGACAACCCUAUCAAAACUUUCACGAUAUGAUGAAGGCAGCUUAAUUGGAUCAAUUCUAAGUUUUACUAAUGUGUCUGGUUCUGGUAAAGACAUGGGCCAAGCUUACGUAAAUUUCACAAGGAACUGCAUGGAUCAGAUACGUGGCAAAGUAAAUGAUGAGUUAUGGAUUCUUAAUUUUUUUGAGCAAUGGUACACAGCACAAAUUCAGCUGUUGUGUAACUGGCUUUCAGAGAGACUAGAUCACUCUUUGCAUCUUUAUCAGUGCACAUGCCUUGCUCACAUAAUUAAGAAACUUUAUUCAGAUUUUGAACUCCAAGGUGUAAUGGAAGACAAAUUGAAUUCCAAGACAUAUCAAACAAUUUCACAAAGAAUGCAAACUGAAGAAGCGACAUGUGCCCUCACAAUGAACACUCGUCAUGACAUUGAAGAUUCUGAGAGUUAUCCAGAAACUGGGAUUGAUGAUGAUGGUGACCGUAGUAAACCAAAAGUUACCAUCAGGGAGACUCUUGGCGAAGAUGGAAACUAUGUGGCAAAAAUAACAAAUGUGACAACGAAUGUGGUAGGCAGAGUUGGAAAUAUGUUUGGAAAGGGUAUUGGAGGUCUCACAAGUAAAUUUGGUGGUGGAAGCUGGUUUUAGCAAAAUGAUUUGGCUUUCCUUUUGGUAACCUUUAGGUCACUCAAAGGUGUUAGAAUAUUUUAUUUUUUGCAUAUGUAAAGUGACUGAGCUCUGCCUGUGAUUAUAUGACCUUGUAUAAACCGAAGACAUGUAUAAUGCUUACAAUGAUUAUUUGAAGCUCAUAAACUAAUUAAUUGUAUAUUUUAUAAAUGUUGUCAUGGGCUGACUUAAAUAAGCCCAAAAGCACACAUAUUUAGAAUUAUAACAGUUUUAUAUUGAUCUAAUAACCUUGUAUGAAGAGAGUAUUAUCCCUGCAAGAAUUUUAACAUUUUUAGUAUAGUACGUGUGAAAUGGGGCCACAUGAUGAAAGUUAUAUAUUGUAUAUAGGUGAAAGCACAUCCAUUGCUCUUGAUCUUAGCAGAUAACAUGAAAGAGUUCUGUACAUAGCCCUUUUCCUUUUUGUAAAUGAGAUGAUAUCUAUUGUUAAUAAUGGAGGAUUGAAAAAUCAUUCCUGUUGUUUAAGACUUAAAUUUGUGCAUGAUUUGUUAACUAUAGUAUCAUACCAUUGAAAAAAUUGUUAAGGCAUUUAAAUGCAGAUUAUUAUUAUGUAAUUGGUAGUGGCUGCCAUAACAAAGAUAACUGUAAAAUUUUUUAAGAACUUUUGUAAGGAAGCAACACCUGUUAUGGUCAGCUGUACUUGUUUAGUGUGAUGAUCGACAAUGUUGAUGACUGUAACAUAAUAGAAAUAUUGGGUACAUGGAACUACCUUCAGGCCUUCAUUGGGUAACAUGAUAUAUUAUACAGUUUUACUAAAUGAAACCUGUAAAAUAAUUAAUACAUUCUUUAAAAGAAGCUGUUUAUUGUUAUACCAGUAACAUGGUAGUCUUUUUGAGAGACUCUUCGUGAAUCAUUUCCAUAGAAUAUCCAUAAAUGAAUCAACAGUUACAAUAAUAGUGCUACAUAAAACACAGUUGUAUACUGUUAAAUCUAGCUUUAAUCCAGCAGGUAUUUAAACUAUAAUUGUGAUACACAUUUGAUGUCAAUAUGGCAUUGAGGUUGAUCAUGGCAAGAUCCGCUGCUGUUGUUCUGUUAAUCAAGAACAUACUUUAAAGAGUUGUUGAAGUAACACCAUAUACAUUGUUCUUUAUAGGAAAAACUGAGAAAAAUCGAAAUAAAAACACUUGUUAGCUGAUCAAAACUAUUGUACAAAUUUAAGACUUUAGUAAUGAAUUGUGCCUCAGCUGUUCAGGUAUUUUAAUAAUGCACGUAUUGUGAGAUAAAAAUCUGAUAGGGGUAUUUCAAGAUCAAAAGAGUUAUUACUAAAUUUUUAUUCAUAAGAGAAAAAAAAUUUGUUUUUGGACAUGAUGCAGUGUAUUGUAUGUUUAUUUUCUCAGCAAAAUUAGUUGGUACAUACAGCAGUUGGUGACAUGUCCAUCUAUUUGUGUAAUUAUUAUACAAUGUGCUAGGGUGUUUUUGUUACUAUUCAUAAUCACAGUUGUUGUUCACUUAUAAUAAUGCAUUGUAACAAAAAUAACAGUUUGUGGCAUAUUACUUAUUUGCCACAGUUUCUCAAUCCUACUCAUCACCCCAUAUUAUCUGCCACACUAAAGACAAGAGUAGAUAGCAAAAAGUAAUAUUACUGAGAGGUCAUUGUUGUGGCACUAGCUGAAUUUAAAGUAGAACUCUAUGAAAGAUAAAAAACAUUUUGACAUAAGAAUUUGUAAAUUUCUCUUCAUACUUAGUCAUCAAAUUUCACAGUCUUGAACUUACGAAUAAAUAUAUUGCUAAUACUAUUGACUAAAUGUAUGAGAAAUAGACAUCAAAUCAUACCCAGUAAUCUGAGUAGAUGAAUAAAGACAGCAUAUUUCAAUUACUGAGUAAGAUUGUUUACAUAAUCAAGAAUCAUUGGUGACAAUAGAAAUACUCUGUUGAGUGCUUGUCACUGAUAGAAAUAAUUAUAUUCAUAAGUAUCCUAUUAUGAAAGUCAAAUAUUUCAUGGAGUUCAUAGAGGUGGUCCCACAGUUACCAAUAGACUUUUAACAGUACACAGAGCCAUAAUAAAUAAUGUAGAGUUUGUGUAGCUAUUUAUUCACAAAUUGCAUGAUUAUAUUUUUGAGCAGAAUGAAACAUUUUUAUUUACAUUUUGUUUUAGAACAUUCAUCACUGCAAUUCAUGAAAAAAUAAUUCAAUCAUGAAAAUCUUUAUUGAUGUGUAAGACAGAUUUUUAAAUCACAUGAACACACUGGCAUGUAAUACUAGUGACUAUUACGUGAAGGUUUCUGAUAUUUCAUUAUACAAGGUGGCUAACCAGCACAUGCAUAUUUCCAUGCUCACACACACACACACACACACACACACACACACACACACACACACACACACACACAACACACAAAUAAACAUUAUAACAAAUAAAAAGAGUUGCAUGUUAAUUGACGAUUGGACAUCAUCGAAUUAUUUUUAUUUAUUCUCUGCAACGUUACAUUAUUUAGGGUGGCUUGUGUCCUAUUCAUAGUUAAAGUGGAAGCAAAUGUUGUUCAAAAUGGGGUAGUUGUUACAACAAUAUGUACAUAAGAACAUAAUUAAUAAAUUAUCACAGAUAAGUUCAUACAACAAAUUUCAUUAUUGCCUCACUGUUAUUUUCAGUUAGUGUAAAUGUUUUUACAUGCCUUACCGUGUCUUGCAUAUAAAACUUGUCUGAGAGUCAUUAAACUUUUGGAUAGUGUUGUCCUAAUAAUAAAAUACCUUACAACAGUUCAUAAAUAUCUGAAUCAUAGUUUUUAAAUUGAAUCACACUUACAAUUAUAUCAGUUGUCAUGGAGCACAUUGUCAGUGUAGGUAUUCCCUGUUAUAUAUAUUCUUACAUACAGCUUGUAAUGAAUUCAACUUUCUGUUAGUGAUAUAUGCUCUAGUAAACUGUUCACUCAGAGGUGUUAAUAUCAGGAAAUGUCUCACACUCUUGAUAAACCUUUCAGGCCUUUGUGUGUGAAUCGGAUGUAUGAGCUGGAACCAAAUUCUGAACUACAAUUUGAUUUCACCCAUUUCUUCUAAAAAAAAGAAUUUCCUGAAAUCAGCAUUAGUAUUAAUGGAAUUAAAAUUGCAUGCAUGUCUGUCAAAACAGAUUUUUUCAGUAAUUUACUAGCAACUUCAUUAUUUAACUGUCUUUAUUUCUCAAUACUUGAUGAAAUGCCAGAUAUAGCUCUUGCAUCACUUCAUGCACAUGUGCUAAAAAUUUAACUCUUCUUACUGUGCACAGUAGUUACACAUUAAGGGAAUUUCACCUUCAAACUGUCUAGCUGAUCCAUCAUCAUCAUCUUCAUCAUCAUUAUCAUUAGACUCUCUCUGCCUAAGUGUACUA